Molecule: messenger RNA, 441 nt
Organism: Rhizophagus irregularis DAOM 181602=DAOM 197198
Lineage: Eukaryota; Fungi; Glomeromycota; Glomeromycetes; Glomerales; Glomeraceae
Source: RefSeq, a predicted model, not a curated record
AUGCCGACCCUCAAGACGCUUUUCACUUUUAGGAACCUUGAAAGGAAGGUCCAGGACGCCGCUGGAUUCCAUUUUGAAGAAACUGAAAAGGAAAAAGAAAGAAAGGAUAAAAAAAAAGCCAGCGCAAUGGAACAAUUUAAUAAUCGAGGAGUAUCAAGGUGCGAAACUUCUAUUAAUUCUGUUAGAAGUGUUAAAAUUUCUGUUAUAUUUGACAUGAUGUUUUGGCUCUUCGGUUUCCGUAUGACUGGAUGGAAUUUCGAAGAUUUUUGGCUUCCCAGGCGGCAUUUUGAAGGUCCAGAACACCAAAGUGCGGGGCUCCGAUUUGGCCAAAUCUACAGGGAAAUCGGCUCCAAUUUGGAUACCGGAAUUCUGCAAGGAAACCGGCUCCAAUUUGGAUACCGAAAUCCCGCAAGUAAAGUUUCUAUUUUUGAAACUUUUUGA